GUGGGUGCUUUUGCUGCCCUCUCUGCAGGUGCUGUUCCAGCCACAGCCAUGUCCUGCUACGACCUGUGCCGGCCCUGCGGCCCCACCCCGCUGGCCAACAGCUGCAACGAGCCCUGUGUCCGGCAGUGCCAGGACUCCCGUGUGGUCAUCCAGCCCUCGCCCGUGGUGGUCACCCUGCCCGGGCCCAUCCUCAGCUCCUUCCCCCAGAACACCGCCGUGGGAUCCUCCACCUCUGCCGCCGUGGGCAGCAUCCUGAGCGAGUCCGGGGUCCCCAUCAACUCGGGCGGCUUUGGGCUCUCGGGGCUCUCUGGCCUUGGUGGCCGCUACUGCGGCCGCAGGUGCCUGCCCUGCUAGAGCUGGGCCGGACGUCCAGCGAGUGCCUCCCCCAGGACACCCCAAGCCAGGUGCCGCGCUGAGGCUGGAGCUGCUGGCCAGCG
Messenger RNA from Vidua chalybeata, 437 nucleotides. Its product is annotated as feather keratin 1-like. Gene Ontology annotation, cellular component: intermediate filament. NCBI's taxonomy places the organism in Eukaryota, Metazoa, Chordata, Aves, Passeriformes, Viduidae. Bases 49 to 354 code for a protein of 101 amino acids. The record is from RefSeq and is a predicted model, not a curated record. The transcript has a single exon. Gene Ontology annotation, molecular function: structural constituent of cytoskeleton.